Messenger RNA from Laetiporus sulphureus 93-53, 1149 nucleotides. RefSeq lists its product as uncharacterized. Gene Ontology annotation, molecular function: RNA nuclease activity. Bases 256 to 888 code for a protein of 210 amino acids. NCBI's taxonomy places the organism in Eukaryota, Fungi, Basidiomycota, Agaricomycetes, Polyporales, Laetiporaceae. The record is from RefSeq and is a predicted model, not a curated record. The transcript has 4 exons.
AUCCUCAGGCCUGUUUGCGCGGUUUGCACAGAGAACAUGUUCUCACUCCGAUGCCAUCACCACCCUGCACAAGCAUCUUACCUGUUUGUCAUAGCAGGCUUCUCCUUCAGCAAAGUUCAUGAAGGCCGUCGCUAAGAAACUUCUCUUCUCCAUGCAUGCUCUCGUGGUCACGGCAGAACUCUUGUGAGGUGCCUAAUAUAUAUAGCAUGAAUCCAGUGGCUUCGUGAAGCCUAACCUACACACGUACUGACCGGCAUGCUCGUGCUUCCGCCAAUCCGCCUCUGCUCCCAUUCCCUUACUACCCGCCCGCAGCGGCGUUCAUUGCCUUCGGGAACUCACCUCUCGUCGCGCUACGCAUCGUUAUCUUCGCUCGGCUUACACAAAGCGAAGUCCAAAAAGCCAGAUAGCGGUCAAGGACACCGUGUCGCUUUGUUCUGGGACUACGAGAACAUCCCGGUGCCAUCAACCCCGGCCAACGUCCGUGGACUGAUUGUCCAACAAUUAUGCCAACUUGCACGAAAAUACGGGAGAGUCGAUGUGCUGCGCCUAUACACGGGCAUAUGGAGCGCCAACUCGGAAAAGAAUACGCUUCUUCGAAAAGCGAUGCAUGCGGAGGGCAUGGAGCUCGUCAUGUGCGAACACGGCGGCCUUCGACAGGUGGUCGACACCAAAAUAAUGGCCGAUAUCGAUGCAUAUACGAGGUUAUUUCCGCCUCCCGCGACAAUCAUUAUCGUCUCAGGCGAUAAGGAUUAUUUACCAACGGUCUCCGAGCUUAUAAGGAAGCAAUUUCAAGUAGUCGUAGUGUGCCCCAAAACGGCACAGCCUCGUUUCACGGCAAUCCAGAAUUGCAAGACAAGGAGAUGGCCGGAAGACCUGGCGAAGGCAUAGAUGUCGGUGAGAAAUGGCGACGGUGGUUCGCUGCACCCGAGUCGACGCAUGUGAUACCCUGCGUUCCUGUGUCUCCCAGCGAAUGCCGUUCUUGCUUCUUGGGCUUGAAUACUUGGUAUCCGAUGCUUGUAUAUACGGUUUGGCUGUAGCCCAGUGGCAGAGGUCGAUGAAUCGGGAACGCGGACUAAUGCAUAGGAAGUCAAGAUGUUUUUCAGGUUCGCGACCGUUUGACGCUGAUCAAGACAGAAUACUAGCAGCUAG